UACCUAGAAAGCAGUGAGGCAUACAGUGGGCGCCUCAUCAAUGCACGUUGAGUUGACCCGAGUCCUGGACACAGACAGGCUGCCCCCGGUGUCACUGUGGGCAUUUCCCAGGCAGAGGCAGGUCUGGGGGGGGGGGGGAAGGGCCCCCCCCCCCCCCCCGCCAUGGCUGACUUUUCCUUUCCAUCAGGGGCCUGGGUGCGAGCCAGAGCGGGGAGCAGGAAGGAGCGCAGCAUGGGCCCCCCAGGAAUCAGUGACGUUCGAGGAUGUGGCCCUGGACUUCUCCUGGGAGGAGUGGGGCUACCUGGACACUUCCCAGAAGGAGGUUUAUUGGGAGGUGAUGCUGGAGAACUACAGGAACCUGGUCAGCCUGGGCCUUGCAGAUUCCAACCUGGAUGUGAUCUCUCAGCUAGAGUCACGGGAAGCACAUGGGAUUCCAAUGGAUAGUGUCCUAAGAACCUGCUGGCCAGAUUGGGAUGCCAGGCCUCAUACCAAGGAGUCAGCUUCAAAGAUGAAUGUUUCUUUGGAAGACUUAUCCCAGCCAAGGUUCUUGUGGGAUGAUUCGUGCAUCUUCAAGAUAGGAAAAGCCUGGGAAUAUUAUGGCAGGUUAAAGACAGAGCAGAGCAAUGAGGAGAAAUGUUCUAGACAAGGAAAAGUAAACCACACAGAAACUAUCCAUGAAGUCAGAGGCUCUGAAUAUAGUAAAUAUAGCCAAACCUCUAGCCCAGGGCUAGUCAGUUUUCUACAACAAGGAAUAUCUGUAGUAAUAGAACUCCAGAAGAGUGAUAUUCAGAGAAAGACCUUCACCAUGUAUUCAGACCAAAGUCAGUGUAAUCAAAUCUGUUCGCCGAAGAAGUAUUCUGAUGUUAACAAAUGUGAGAAAACCUUCAGUUAUGAUUUUGACUGUAUUAGAAAAUAUGGAAUUCAUAUUGAAGGGAAACAUCAUGAAAGUGAGAAUUCUUUCCUCCUGAAAAAUGAACUUGCUCUACACCAGAGAACUGAUACAGGAAAAAAGGGUUCUGAGUUGACUAAAUGUGGGAAUACAGAUCUCAAUCAACAUUCUACUAUUCAAGAUAAAAAGAAAUUUUAUAAAUGCAGUGAAUGUGGAAAGGGCUUCCAGCAUAAGGUAAGUCUUACACGACACUACAGAAUUCAUACUGCAGAGAAACCUUUUGAAUGCAAUGAAUGUGGAAAGGCCUUCCACCAAAAGAUAGAUCUUAUAAGACAUUGUAGGAUUCAUACUGGAGAGAAACCUUUUAAAUGCAGUGAUUGUGGGAAAGCCUUUUCCUGGAGCACAGCACUGACUCGGCAUCAGAGAACUCAUAGUGGAGAGAAACCCUAUGAAUGCAACAAAUGUGGGAAGACAUUCCAAUCAAACUCUAGCCUUUCUAAGCACCAUAGAACUCAUACAGGAAUAAAACCUCAUGAAUGCAGUGUAUGUGGGAAGGCAUUCUCUCAGAAGUUCAUUCUCAUUCAUCACAGUAUCAUUCAUAGUGGAGAGAAAGCUUAUGAAUGCAGUGUAUGUGGAAAGGCAUUCUCUAGGAAGUCUGGUCUUACAAAACACAGUAGUAUUCACACUGGAGAGAAACCCUAUGAAUGCAUUGCAUGUGGAAAGAUCUUUCGCCAGAAGUCAGAUCUUACACAACACUAUAGCAUUCAUACUGGAGAGAAACCUUUUAAAUGCAGUCAUUGUGGGAAAGCCUUUCCCAGGAGCACAACACUUACUCGACAUCGGAGAGCUCAUACUGGAGAGAAAUCCUAUGAGUGCAAUGAAUGUGGAAAGGCCUUCCACCAGAAAGCAGCUCUUUCAUCACAUAAAAGAAUACAUAUUAGAGAGAAAUCUUAGGAAUGUAAUGAAUGUGGGAAGGCAUUCCCCCAGAUCACGGCAUUUGCUCAACCUUAUAGAAGUUAUGAUGGAGAGAAACCUUAUUAAUAAACUCAUGGAAGCCAUACUUUUGUCUGGAAGAUACUCCUUGACAAAUUUACUUAUUAUUGGAGAGGAACCAUAAAAAUAUAGUUUAUGUGGAAAGCC
Molecule: messenger RNA, 2029 nt
Organism: Vombatus ursinus (common wombat)
Lineage: Eukaryota; Metazoa; Chordata; Mammalia; Diprotodontia; Vombatidae
Product: zinc finger protein 2 homolog
Exons: 5
Coding region: 41-1843 (600 amino acids)
Biological process (GO): negative regulation of transcription by RNA polymerase II
Molecular function (GO): DNA-binding transcription repressor activity, RNA polymerase II-specific
Source: RefSeq, a predicted model, not a curated record